Messenger RNA from Capsicum annuum, 2101 nucleotides. RefSeq names its product tRNA(His) guanylyltransferase 1. NCBI's taxonomy places the organism in Eukaryota, Viridiplantae, Streptophyta, Magnoliopsida, Solanales, Solanaceae. Bases 282 to 1862 code for a protein of 526 amino acids. Gene Ontology annotation, molecular function: magnesium ion binding; tRNA guanylyltransferase activity. The transcript is spliced from 14 exons. Gene Ontology annotation, biological process: tRNA modification. The record is from RefSeq and is a predicted model, not a curated record.
GUACUGGAGGAAUAUAUUGUGGCUUUUCGUAAUUUCAAAUUAGCUUCUUCCUGUUCCCCUUUACCGCCGGAGCAGCCCUCGGCCGCCAUUUGGAUAUUGGCUCCGACCCUAAUUCUGUUGCAUUGCUGCUGCGGUAAUAAGUUCACUCCUACAUAUUGUUUUCAUUUGUCGUCAAGAAAGAAGAAGCCAUUCAUUGGGUCGUUAAAUUUUUGUAUACCAGGUUUUCCAUUGUAGCGUUUGUUGAAAUUUCCAUCUGACAAAAGAUUGAGUGGCAUUUGGUGAUGGCGAACAGCAAGUAUGAAUACGUCAAGCGUUUCGAGGUGGAGGAUGAAGUGAUGUACCCAAAUAUAAUUGUUGUUCAAAUUGCUGGCCGCAACUUCCAUAGGUUCUCAGAGGAGCAUGGGUUUGAGAAGCCGAAUGAUGAAAAAGCCUUGAACUUGAUGAAUGCUUCUGCUACUAAGGUACUAGAGAACUUCUCUGAUGUUGUAUUUGGGUAUGGAUUCAGUGAUGAGUACAGUUUUGUGUUGAAGAAGGAAACCACAUUUUACCAGAGGCGAGCAAGCAAAAUACUCUCCAUUAUUGUAUCUUUUUUCACAUCUGCGUAUGCCACCAAAUGGAAAGAGUUCUUUCCUCUAAAGGAGUUAAAUCUCUCUCCAUCAUUCCGUUCAAGAAUUAUUUGCUGUGCAUCAAUGGAGGUUCUUCAGGCAUAUCUUGCAUGGAGGCAAUCAGAAUGUCAUUUAAACAAUCAAUACAAUACUUGUUUGUGGAAGCUUAUAUUUUCUGGAACAUCAGAAAAGGAAGCCAAAGAGAUUCUUAAGGGAACACAAAAGCAGGAGAAGAAUGAAUUGCUCUUUCGGCAGUUUGGUAUAAAUUACAAAGACCUUCCACAGAUUCUUCGUCAAGGGUCAUGUGCUGUCAAGAUAAAGGUGGAGGAUAUCGUAAAAUACCGGGAAAAUGGUGCUCCUGUUAAAAGACCAAGGAAAAAGGCGGUCAUAGUUCACUCAGAAAAUAUAGCAACAAAAGGCUUCUGGAAUAAUUACUCAUGCCUAACUGAGGAACUUGGUUCUCUUGGAGAAGGCAUCAACAAGAUCAAACCGGAGUUUUUGAGGUCCUUCAAAUUUCAAAGCAAGUUGAUGUUAUCUACUUGGAUUGUGAUCCGUGUAGAUGGUUGUCAUUUCCACAGGUUUUGUGAAGAUAAUGGUUUUCAGAAGCCAAAUGAUGAGCAGGCCCUUAAACUUAUGAACUCAUGUGCAAUUUCUUUGGUGGAGAUGUGUAAGGAUAUAAUCUUUGCAUAUGGGGUGAGCGACGAAUUCAGUUUUGUUCUCAAGAAAGAUUCUCUUUUGUAUCAAAGACAUUCAAGCGAAAUUAUAUCUGCCAUUGUAUCUCUUUUCUCUUCCAUGUAUGUGAUGAAAUGGAAAGAAUUUUUCCCUGAGAAUGACUUUAAGGAGCCACCUUACUUUGAUGGUCGAUCUGUUUGCUACCCGUCCUCUAAGAUUCUUCGAGACUAUCUAGCGUGGAGACAAGUUGAUUGUCACAUAAACAAUCAGUAUAAUACUUGCUUCUGGAUGCUUGUUAAGUCUGGAAAGAGCAGAACUGAAGCUCAGAGCUGCCUAAAGGGCACUCAAGCUCAAGAAAAAAAUGAAUUGCUUGCCCAGUUUGGCAUUGAUUAUGAUGCGCUACCGAUCAUGUUUCGGAUGGGUUCCUCUGUUUUCCGAGACAAGGAGGAACUAAGUGGAACUGAUAUUGGACGUGACAAAGUUGUGGUUGAACACUGUAAUAUAAUUGAGGAGAGUUUUUGGAAAGAACAUCCAAGAAUACUUGGUGAGGAGGCAGAAGAAAAGCAUGUCAUUCCACUGCUUUAGUUGUCUUGCAGCUGUUAUAAAGGGCCUUUCAGUAUUCACUAUCUCGGAGAAGUAGUUCCAACAAAGUCAAAAGUCAUUUUCUUUCUUUAUCUUCUUUACAAUACAUGAAGAGCAAACUAGGACAAAAAACAAGAUUGGGAGUUUCAAAGCCUCUGUUUAUGUUUCUCUGUCACGGGGUAUAUUACUUGUAGUACAACAUAAACAAGUUUUCCUUUCAAAAGAAUAUAUCAGUUUGCUUC